AUGGAUGCAGCAUCAUCAAUGGCAUCGAUGAAAGCCUUCAAUACCCUUUCCGUUUCCAUUUUCCAACCAUGUACAAACCCAUCAUCAUCCUUAGCUCCAUCAAUGGUGUUGACCAAACCCAACAUGCUCGCACUUCAACAUUCCUCAAACUCUGUCCGUAGCAACAACAUUAUUCCUUCUUUCCCACGUUGCUCCACAAAACCAGAUACCAGCACGGACAGUGAGACAGAAAGCAAAUCAAAGGGUGAAGAUUCAGUUUCUAAAUGCCAAAAGGCUUCGGAAUCAGAUACAAGUGAAGCAUUUUCUAAUUCUUCUUCUUCUUCUUCUUCUUCACAAUUAUCUUCUUCAUCAUAUGCAUCCAGAGGGUUGGUGUUUGAUUUGGGUCCUUCAACUUCGUGGGACAGUGCAGAAAUUGGGUCGCCAGUGCUUAAGAGGUUUCUCAGCGAUGAAGAAGAGAGAUGGUUUAUGUGGUAUUAUGGAAGGUCUAGCGGGAACCCAUCUUGUGAUUUGAUUGGUUUAGCAAUUUCAAGUAAUGGGGUUCACUGGGAGAGAGGGGGAGGACCUGCUAGAUCAAGUUUAGGUGUGGGGUUUGUGAUGAAUUGUGGUAGGGAAUGGUGGGAAUUUGAUACAGAGGGUAUUAGGCCUUCUGAGGUGGUGAUUAUGUGUAGUUCAUGGGUUAGAGCUUCCAGUGCUGUUUACUGGCUUUAUUACACUGGCUACAGCUCUGAGAAGGUAAUUUUUUUUGAUAAUUCUCUGGAAUUCAAUUUGGAAAAUCCAUAUAGGUAUUUCAUUAAUGAUGGUGUAAAUUAUGGAAAUUGUGGGUGUGUGAAAAUUCUCAAGUCCUUACCGGGUUUGGCUGUCAGUCAAGAUGGGAGGCAUUGGGCUAGAAUUGAUGGAGAACAUCAUAGUGGAGCUUUGUUUGAUGUUGGAUCAGAGAAAGAGUGGGACUCUUUGUUUAUUUCAUCUCCACAAGUUGUUUGCCAUUGCAAUGGUGACCUCAGGAUGUAUUAUUAUUCAUUUGAUGUGGAAAAAGGGCACUUUGCUAUUGGGCUUGCAAGGUCAAGGGAUGGAAUCAGGUGGGUGAAGUUGGGGAAAAUAAUGGGAGGAGGAAAAUCUGGUUCUUUUGAUGAGUUUGGAGUAAUGAAUACAAGUGUGAUUAGGAAUUGGAGAAAUGGGAACUAUGUUAUGGCAUAUGAAGGUGUUGAUGCUGAUGGGAGAAGGAGUAUUGGUAUGGCUAUUUCUCCUGAUGGACUCAAGGAAUGGGUUAGGGUUCAAGAUGAAGCAAUUCUAAAGCCAUCAGAUAAAGGUUGUUGGGAUGAUAAGGGUGUGGGAUCCCCAUGUUUAGUUCAAAUGGGAACAGAAGCAAAUCAAUGGAGGUUGUAUUAUAGAGGAGUUGGAAAUGGAGGAAGAGCAGGGAUAGGAAUGGCAGUGUCUGAAGUGAGUGACAUGAGGAGUUUUAGAAGAUGGACAGGUUUUCUUGUAUAA
Messenger RNA from Gastrolobium bilobum, 1485 nucleotides. RefSeq lists its product as uncharacterized. The coding region runs from base 1 to 1485 and encodes 494 amino acids. NCBI's taxonomy places the organism in Eukaryota, Viridiplantae, Streptophyta, Magnoliopsida, Fabales, Fabaceae. The record is from RefSeq and is a predicted model, not a curated record. The transcript has a single exon.